Molecule: messenger RNA, 1501 nt
Organism: Drosophila kikkawai
Lineage: Eukaryota; Metazoa; Arthropoda; Insecta; Diptera; Drosophilidae
Gene: ppk5
Product: pickpocket 5
Biological process (GO): sodium ion transmembrane transport
Cellular component (GO): plasma membrane
Molecular function (GO): ligand-gated sodium channel activity
Source: RefSeq, a predicted model, not a curated record
AUGGAAGUACUUAAAUAUAUUAUUGGUGACAAUAAUUUCUCAUGGUGGAUCAAAAUUUAUUUUAUACUCAUUUCGGCUGCGGUGGUAUUCGUGUCCAUAAACUUGGCAGUCGGAAUUUACGAUAAAUGGGAGGACACCCCAGUAAUUAUUGGAAUAAGUCCUACCAUGACUCCUAUAGACCAAAUUCCCUUUCCGGCUAUAACGGUUUGUAAUAUGAACCAGGCAAAAAAGUCAAAAGUAGAGCAUUUGAUGCCGGGAUCGCUUGGAUACGCCAUGUUACAAAAGACUUGUUAUAAGGACAGUAAUUACUCACAGUAUACGGAGGUUCAGAGUUCGAAUGAAACCUUUCCCAGUUUCAUAAAAAAUAUUUCGCAGAAGUGCCAGGAUUUAAUAGUAUCGUGUACAUUUCACCAAGAAAAAAUACCCUGCUCCGAUAUCUUCAGAGAAAUAUUCGUCGAUGAGGGACUGUGUUGUAUAUUUAAUUUUUUGCAUCCUUAUUACUUGUACAAAUUUCGGUCACCUUACAUUCGGGACUACACAUCUUCGAAUAGGUUUGCCGAUAUUGCCGUCGAUUGGGAUCCCAUUUCAGGAUAUCCUAAAAGAUUACCAUCGAGCUAUUAUCCCCGCCCAGGAGUUGGCGUUGGAACGGCUAUGGGUCUACAAAUUAUUUUAAAUGGACACGUCGACGAUUACUUUUGCUCCUCCACAAACGGACAGGGAUUUAAGGUGCUUCUGUACAAUCCAAUUGACCAACCGCGGUUAAAGGAAUCCGGAUUGCCUGUAAUGAUUGGACAUCAAACUAGCUUCCGCAUAAUCGCUAGGAGCACUGAGGCGUUACCCAAUAUUCGAAAUAUUGACAGGACUAAGAGGCAGUGCAUCUUUAGCGACGAGCAGGAACUACUCUUUUAUAGAUAUUACACUCGUCGAAAUUGCGAAGCAGAGUGCGACUCUCUGUUCUUUUUAAGAUUGUGCAAUUGUAUUCCGUAUUAUUUACCACUAAUUUACCCCAAUGCUUCUAUUUGUGAUGUGGUCCAUUUCGACUGUUUAAAUAAGGCAGAGCUGGAGAUCUUCGACAUCAAUGGUUCCCACUGCAAAGAGCUCUGCCUGACCAGCUGUCAUGAUCUGAUUUUCUUUCCUGAUGCUUUUACCACCCCAUUUAGUCAAAAAUACAUUAAAUCCAAAAGCGAUUAUUUGCAAAAUUUGUCAAGUGAUUACAUACGACAAAAUCUGGCAGUAGUCAACUUUUUCCACACAGACAAUUAUUUUAGAAGCAGUGUAAGGACUUCGUACACUGGGCCAACCGAAUAUAUGGCUCUCACAGGAGGAAUAAUGAGCUUAAUGAUUGGAUUUAGCGUAAUCUUCAUAGCCGAAAUAAUAUACAUAAGUGUUCUUAUUUUAUCAAUGUUACUUUAUUUAAUGUUUUAAAUGUCUUUAACCCGCAUCUCCUAAAAAUCGCUACAACGAAUCUUUCUUUGUAAGAAUAAAAUGUACUUGAAAGGAA